Molecule: messenger RNA, 1064 nt
Organism: Myxozyma melibiosi
Lineage: Eukaryota; Fungi; Ascomycota; Lipomycetes; Lipomycetales; Lipomycetaceae
Product: histidine phosphatase superfamily
Exons: 5
Coding region: 111-851 (246 amino acids)
Source: RefSeq, a predicted model, not a curated record
GGGCCUGGACUGGUGUAGGGUCGUUAAAGUUUCUGUUCCGGCCAGCAGGUUGCUGUUUUUCUUGCGCGGCCGGGUUCCAUAUACACGAUAAAACUGCGGAAACAGCAACAAUGUCGUUGGAACGUAUAUACAUAACAAGACACGGAUACCGUUCAAACUGGAUCGAAGACGUGCCAAUCCCGCCUCCGCCGACGGGAAUCGACGGCGACUUUGUUCUUUCGGCGCACGGCGAGGAACAAGCUAUCGAGCUGGCUGAUUACCUAGCGACAGUUGAGCCGAAGAUUGAGAGGAUAUAUUGCUCGCCGUUUUAUCGGUGCUUGCAGACGGUGGAUGAGUUGGCUAAGCGAUUGGAUGUGCCGAUUUGGCCGGAGAAUGGUGUAGGGGAGUGGUAUGGGGUGACUAGAGCUACCCACCCGGUUCCCGCGACGGUCGAGACUCUGCACAAAUUCUUUCCCCUGGUGGAUAAAGAGUACACGCCAAUGAUUGUGCCGUCAUCGAACGGCGAGACCAAAGACGAGCUUCACGCGCGAGCAGCAGAGGCACUGCGACAGAUAAUCGAGCGCGCAAACAAAGACGGGAUCCGCGCGCUGCUGAUCUGCUCGCACGCCGCGACUCUGAUUGCCAUCGGCCGCGCACUGACGGGAAACUCCGGGUUCGAGGUGCGGACGGGCGUCAGUUCGGUGGGCGAGUAUGCGGCGAAGGGGGAUGAUGGGAAUGGGGUCGGGAAGUGGACGUGUGUGCGCAAUGGCGAUGCGGGACAUCUGAGCCAGGGCGAGGAGCGACACUGGGAUUUCGAGGCGGGCAACUACGACUUUCUGGAUGUGCAGGCGCACAAGUCGAGUAUUGCGUGAGCUGGUGGUUUGCUGUGAGGUGAGGAUGAUGACGGUGAUGAUAAUGUCUUAUAGAGACACUUAGAGCUGCUGGAUGGUAGAUACAAUACAAUGAUCUUGCUUGAAUGCUUGACUACAGGCCCUAAUGACCACAACCCAUCAACUCUCACUUACUUCCUCUCUUAACUCAUCUCAUCGACCCGUGGCGCAUUGCGGGCUGAAGCAGGCUGAAGC